Molecule: messenger RNA, 5110 nt
Organism: Dermochelys coriacea (leatherback sea turtle)
Lineage: Eukaryota; Metazoa; Chordata; Testudines; Dermochelyidae
Gene: PFKFB3
Product: 6-phosphofructo-2-kinase/fructose-2,6-biphosphatase 3
Exons: 15
Coding region: 675-2222 (515 amino acids)
Biological process (GO): fructose 2,6-bisphosphate metabolic process; fructose metabolic process
Cellular component (GO): cytosol
Molecular function (GO): ATP binding; 6-phosphofructo-2-kinase activity; fructose-2,6-bisphosphate 2-phosphatase activity
Source: RefSeq, a predicted model, not a curated record
GCCAUGUAUGGAUUUGUUGCAAGCUUGUCUCACCGAUGUGAGUCCUUUGUCUAAGAAAAAGUUGAUUGCAAAUUCCCCAGGGUGGCUGCAGCCCGUCUAGCCGCCACGCGGCGGCAGCACGGUUUGCUUCUCCCCGGCCGGCUGCUCCCUGCAAAGAAGUUCCCCCGCCCUUGCCGGCGAGGGGCGGGCUGCGGCUGACGCAGGGUUUGCCGGCCGGUCUUUUGCGGCAGAAAUAGCUGGGGCGAGGUAGGAGCCGGGGCAUUCACCCGAGAGAGGCAGGAGGUGGAGGAAGACUCCCAAGGACCCGUCCCACUGGCAUUCCCCGAACGGCUCCCGCAGAGGGAAGCCCCCGGGGAAAUCCCGCCCGCGGAGCAGCGUUGCAGGGGCGUGAGAGCGGCUGGUCGGCGAGAAUCGAGCCCGCUUGUCCCGGGGAACACGUGCCGCUGCUUUCCCCUCUCGGUCGCUGCCGGGAUUCCCUCCUCGCCAGGCAGGGUCCCGGCCUUAUUUUGCAAUCCCCGCGUGAUCAGAAGAAGCCUUAAGACGAGCUGUAAAGACAUCAGGUGCCGCCGCGUCCGGGCCCGCUGGUUUAAAAAAAAAAAAAAAAAAAAAGCCCCUUUUUAUUCUCUUUCCCGUGCAUCUAUCCACCAAGGCGGACACGGACCUUGGUUAUAAAGAUGCCCAUGGAGCUGACGCAAAGCCGGAUCCAGAAGAUUUGGCUCCCCAACGAUAACCGCCCAGCGCUGCCCCGCAGAUCCUGUGGGCCGCAGCUUACCAAUUCCCCCACUGUGAUCGUUAUGGUUGGCCUUCCAGCUCGGGGGAAGACCUACAUCUCCAAGAAGCUGACUCGCUACCUCAAUUGGAUUGGCGUCCCAACAAAAGUUUUCAACGUGGGAGAGUAUCGCCGGGAGGCGGUGAAGCAUUACAGCUCCUAUGACUUCUUCCGCCCCGACAACGAGGAGGGCAUGAAUGUCCGGAAACAAUGUGCCUUAGCCGCCUUGAGAGAUGUCAAAUUGUAUCUGUCAGAGGAAGGUGGCCAGAUCGCGGUUUUUGAUGCUACCAAUACAACAAGGGAGAGAAGAGGAAUGGUCUUAAACUUUGCCAAAGAAAAUGGGUUCAAGGUGUUCUUCAUUGAAUCUGUUUGCAAUGACCCUUCUGUGGUUGCCACCAAUGUUAUGGAAGUUAAAUUGUCCAGCCCAGAUUAUAGGGAUUGCAACUCAGCUGAUGCCAUGGAAGACUUUAUGAAGAGAAUCAAUUGUUACCAGGCCAGCUACCAGCCGCUUGACCCAGAUAACUAUGACAGGGAUGUGUCUCUGAUCAAAGUGAUCGACGUUGGCCGGAGGUUCCUGUUGAACAGGGUCCAGGAUCACAUCCAGAGCAGGAUUGUCUAUUACCUAAUGAAUAUCCACGUCCAGCCGCGCACCAUUUAUCUGUGUCGACACGGCGAGAGUGAAUUCAACCUCAAAGGGAGGAUUGGAGGCGACUGUGGACUCUCCAAUAGGGGCAAGAAGUUUGCCAGCGCAUUGAACAAAUUUGUUGAGGAGCAGAACCUGAAGGACCUCAAAAUCUGGACCAGCCAACUCAAGAGGACAAUCCAAACGGCGGAAGCCCUCAAGCUGCCCUAUGAACAGUGGAAGGCGCUCAACGAAAUCGAUGCUGGUGUAUGUGAAGAGAUGACUUAUGAAGAGAUCAAGGAGCAGCACCCGGAGGAAUAUGCUUUACGCGAUCAGGACAAGUACUAUUACCGCUACCCUUCUGGAGAGUCAUACCAAGAUCUGGUGCAGCGCCUGGAGCCAGUCAUCAUGGAGCUGGAGAGGCAGGAGAAUGUCCUUGUGAUCUGUCACCAGGCUGUGAUGCGGUGCCUUCUGGCUUAUUUCCUAGACAAGAGUGCGGCUGAAAUGCCCUACCUGAAAUGCCCCCUUCACACGGUGCUGAAGCUGACACCUGUGGCCUAUGGUUGCCGAGUGGAGUCCAUCUGUCUGAACGUCGAAGCGGUGAACACCCACAGAGACCAGACGGAGGAAGCAAAGAAGGGACCUAACCCGCUCAUGAGACGUAAUAGUGUUACCCCUCUAGCGAGCCCAGAGCCCACCAAAAAACCUCGCAUCAACAGCUUUGACGAGCAUGUGGCUUCUUCUGCUGCUGCCCUGCCAGUCUGUAUGCCCCAAGAGGUGCCCACGCAGCUGCCUGGACAAAACAUGAACAGCUCCCAGAAGCAAUCGUGAUUUCUUCAGGGCCAUAGGAAGCCUACAGAUGACGCCGACUCCAUUUCAUCAUCAUUUCUGAUGUUUGCUUGUAUCGUACUCCUUCUUUCGACUCAAGGUUGACCCUUGGCUGCUUCUACCGUAGCUGUUCAUCUGCCGACUGGACUGUAUUGAGUUGGGGUAGGAGAGAGAGAGAAGAGCUCAUCAACCUGGAAAAAGUGGAUUUAACAACAAAUGCAUAGGUCAUCUCUUUUUGUGUCUCCUUGGGUGUUCGAUAUAUCUUAGCAAGCUGUAAAGUGCUUCUAGUGCACUGAGUUUCUGGACUUUGUUUUUGUGUAUAAGCGACAUGACCUUACAGGGAUGGCUGGUACUGCCCCGUCUCCUCCCGUUUGUGUGUAUAUAUAAUUGGAGGAGGCAGGGUGAGCAGAGAAAUACAAAAGGGGAGGGGUGUCUUUAACUCCUCCAUGCACCGGACACUCCUUAUUGGUACCAGCGAUGGCUUGUGACACGCAUGCAGCCAGUCUCUUCAUGGCACGUGACCGGACGGCAGAGACAGUUGGGCAACAUCUUUUGGCUGUUCAAGCAGAACUCUACGGCCGCUUUUAGCAAAACAAUUCUAUAGCUCUGUAAAUAUCAAAGGGAUCUGCCGAGUGUGUACGUCUGCUUCUGAAACAAAUGGAAUCUGCAUUUAGCCUUGACCUGAGAUGCGCUGGCUGAGGGGAGAUGGUUUGAGCCACUUGCUGACUUGCCAUGGCAGUGAGGCUUGGAUUGUGGGGAAGCCCCACUUUGCUGCUGUUUGGAUGAGGGUGGGGGGAGGGGGGAGGAGCACAGGCCUAUGUGACCGAAAAGGUGUUUCCUUGUAAUUUAAUCUCUGCACCCUCUACUUCCCAGAGGUUUUUACCCUGCACUUGAGCAGGAUUUACUGUUCUAAAGUAGGUGGCUAGGCUAGGUUAGGUUAGGUGGGAUUGGCAGACACACAACCCUCUUGGGAUUGCAUGGAGGUCUGUCUGUGAAGAGCAAGUUCGCGUGUGUGUGUGUGUGUGUGUGUGUGUGUGUGUGUGAGGAAAAAUCCACAAUCAGAGGCAUUUAAACAAUAGUUUCUUUUUAUAAACUGCUUGUUUUUGCACUUUACAAGUGGCAGGGGUGUGCAGCCCCCCCCCCCCCCCCGAAUCCUGCCUCUUACAGAUGAAGCCUAGAUACUUGGAUGCUGUACUGCGUGAGCUGAAAGAUGAAGACUGCAAAGCAGUGGGUAGUUACAGUAUUAGCGGUGGAGAAGGGAGGAGGGUGGAUGUGAGGUACUAAUUUAUGGACUAGUUGUAGGGACUGGCCAACUUCCAGUUGUUCUGUAUGUGAGUCUCUUCUUGACCAUCUGUUCUGUGCUUCAAGUUAAGGAAUUUAAACCCAAGAAUAACCACUACUGUGUCAUUUGUGCAGAAGUUUGUGUGCCAGUGUGCGCUUGUAUUAUCCUUGUACAGCAUUUUCUCCAGCCCGGCCUCACUCCAGAAACGGGGAGAGGAGGAGAAUAUUGAAGUAGUGUCUCAUUUUUCCUUGGCCUGCCAAGCCCUAAAUCUUGGCUAAUCCCUGUUCUCUCUUUUGACCCUGCCGCACACACUCUCCAGUGCGCAAGCGCUGAGCCAAAAAGCCGAGUGGAGCUCAAGCAAUACAUUGUCUUAACGGUUUAAAGUGCAGAGGAGAUACCGUACAGUCCAUUAGCAAAGUGGGCAGAGUCCUGAGCUGUCAGUAUUGUACUGGGGAGUUCUCCAUUCUCGUUUAUUUUAUUUUUUUAUAUUCAUUCUUGCUUCAGGUAACGGUUAGUAGGUGAGGUUCCUGCAAAUGGGAGCAGAAAGGCUCUGGUGGAAUGUGGUUAUUUCUUUGGAAAGGUGAACCGCAGUGCCUAGUGCUUUAGUCUUGCACAGUGAAAAUGCUUUGUACAUUUGUACCUUUUAAAGCAGCACCAGGGAAGGGCUGGUAGCGGCUCUCUCAGCCCAUAUGCGACCAUUGAAGAUAUUUUUAUUGGUGACCUGCCAAUGUGAGGUUUGUUUAUAUACAGCUAUUCUUGUAAAGAUGAAGUGGAAGAUUUUUUGUUUUUGAAUAGCUGAUAAAUGCAGAGUUCCCUUUUUGCCUGCGUGUUUUAUGUCUGCCAUUUAGUUUCAUUCGUUUUAGAGAGACUAAUUUUUAGAGAAUGAGUGACCUAUCUUUUGAACUGCUUCCCGAGGAGCUUAACUUUCUCCCCCUGCUAUGGAAAGAUAACGCAGCAAACGCAAACAUUAGGGCCCGUGAUCCAUUUUACACACACCCAAACUUCAAAACAAACUUUAUCUCCCGUUCCGAAAAUAACUUCAUAUUGGUGGGGCCUACAAAAAAUAAUGUUAAUCUGUCUGAAAAGGAGUAUGUCUACUUGAAAGGGAAAGUGGUGGAAUAUUGCUUCAAACCAAUCCCCCGAUGCAAAGAGGUGGUGGUUUGCAGGAGGAGUUAGGCGAGCAAAGGGGCUUGCUGGGAUUGGUUCUCUGUCCAUCGUGUUCCCCUGGAAACCUGACACCAAUUCUAGAGCAAAUAUUGGGCAUGGUCCAUGCCAUUAUAACACAGGGUGGGUGGGCAGAAGGGGCUACUUGAACCACACCAGUGACUUCGUUUGUUUGUUUGUUUUGUGAUACUUGAAUUUAUUUUUUUAUAAUUUUGAUAGCAAAGUGCUGUUUAUUUAUUUAAUGUAUACUGCAGAGCUUGGAGAGAAGGAUAGGUCUUUUGGGGUUUAUUUUAUUUUGACUUGUGAUAUGUUACUUGUAGUCUGUAUAUAUGUCUGGAAUAAUGGCCUGAGACGAAAGCUGUGCCAGUUUAAGAACAGGCUAUGCCUUUCAGAAAUUUGUAUAUUUUGCAGUUGCUGGACCAAUAAAAUACCUUGUUGAAAUAUA